CACAUUGUGUGUUGUUGGGAACCAACCAAUCAACCAACCAACCAACCAACCAACAACAGCAACCACCGCAUCGCAUCGCAUCGCAUCGCACCGCAUCGGAUUCCACCAUGCAGAAGGGCGGCGCCGGCUUUCGCGGCCUCGCCUCCAGGCUCCGGGAGCAGGCCAGGGAUGCCGUGCAGGUCGUGGCGGAGGGGGGCUACAAGCUGCCCACCUUUGACGACAUGGCCAAGAACGACGAGUACAUCCACUCCCCGGACUUUAACGUUCGCGGCAGARCCGAAGCGGCRCAAGGAUUCGACAGCAACAGCAACAGCAACARMAACRAAAACGAAAACAACGACAACGCCGAAACCACAGCAACCGACGACGUAGCCUCGUACUAUUCCCAUUCCACCGCAUCGUCCUGGUCGUUGCUGGACCGCACCGUUCCCGGAAUCUUGGAUCGAAACAACAACAACAGCAGCAACAGCAACAACAACAACAACGGCAACCACCACCUCCCACACAAAACACCCAGGAGUUCCUCCGCCUCGCUCUCGACGGCCGCAUCCGGUGCUUCCCGGAGGGGCCCCAUCGAUYCCGGGGCCGGGAGCCCUUGCCAUCCCCCGGGCCUUGGCGCCGACCACUGCGAGAGCGAGAGCGACGAGAGCUCGGAGGGCCUGGACGGGGAAGACCCCGUCCUCGCCGCAAUGGCGGCCUCCGCCGGGGGGAAGGAGAACCCCGAGCGGCAACCCGCUCGGGGGCACCCAUCUCUGGAACGCAAGRGSGGUGCCCCGGCCUCGUUCGUCACCGUCCGAGGGGCGGGAGACCCCGGGCCGUCCCACCGGUUCCUGGACGACGUCCGCCUCACCGACCCCCUCCACAAGAGGGGGGACGAGAGCAUGGAGGCCCUCCUGGAGGGCGGCCUCGCCCUUGCUUCCAGAGAAACACACAACCGCGAGCCCGAAGCUCCUCUCGAAGCCGGAAGAAGCGGCGGCCUCUUCGGCGGGUAUUUCCGCGAGGCGGCCCUCGGGCACCUGGACCGCCUCAAAACGGGCCUGGGUGUCACCCUGCCAAGGAGGCAGGGGGCCCCUCCGGCCCCCCCGCUGGCCCGCAGGGAGCGCUAUUCGCCAARACGGGGGCCGGGACACGAACGCGACACCGAAAGCGGCGCUUUGGAGUUCGAGACGACGACCUCGGAAGGGAUGCUGGGCAGGGAGGACCUGGAAACCCUGAGGAAGCUGGGGGCGGUUUCGUCGGCGCCGGCCUUGUCGUUUCGGGGGUGCUGCUCGAAUUCCUCCGCGGUGGUUCUCGGGGCCGGCUUCUGGCACGAGCACCGGCACUUUGCCUUUGUGGCCUUUACGCUGGGCCUCUUUGUCUACGUAUACUUUUUCUCGCAACGCGGCUUUGCAGACGGCGUGGCGUGACUUGGCGUGGCGUGCGAUUCACUCCACCGCCAAUCGACGAUAGAACGCAAAUAGAACACGAUACACUACAAUAGAGCACAAUCCUGCCCGGUUCCCGAUCGGGCACACGCGGAUUCCAAUGUACCGACCGCUAUGGUACCCAAAAGAGACUCUUUCGUUCCUCAUCAAGGAUGGCUCUGGACGAAACCAGAAUAGCAGUGCCGCCUUUUGGUUUCCAUUUCGAACCACCGGUCUCGAGACACUGGAGGGUACCGCUUCGCUUCGGGCGAACUGUAAAGCGGGAUGCCAUAUCAUUCACUCCACCGCAACGCGACGCUGGAUUGGAAAUCAAACACGAUACCGGUACAAUACAAUACAAUACAACAC
This is a messenger RNA of Pseudo-nitzschia multistriata, 1772 nucleotides long. The record is from the annotation of a GenBank genome assembly. NCBI's taxonomy places the organism in Eukaryota, Bacillariophyta, Bacillariophyceae, Bacillariales, Bacillariaceae.